Molecule: messenger RNA, 2533 nt
Organism: Prunus avium (sweet cherry)
Lineage: Eukaryota; Viridiplantae; Streptophyta; Magnoliopsida; Rosales; Rosaceae
Source: RefSeq, a predicted model, not a curated record
AUGGUGGAAAUGAUCCCUGAAAAUUGCGACCAUGUUGUUCCAGAUCACGAUUCCAAGCCUUCUUCAGCCUCCGAAACAAUUAAAACCCUAGAAGCUGCGACAUGCGAGUUGGACGGUUAUGUCAACGACAAAGGUAUUGCUACACAAGAAGUUGAGGGUUCUGAUUUGGUUGAUGAGAGUAGUGAGUCAAAUGGAACUCAAGAAGCUUCGUCAUAUCAGGGACAGACCCUUCCAAUUUUGCAGAAGAUCAUUGAUUUGAGUGCCAAAAUUCAGGAUUUGAAGAAAGACCAUACUGUCUUGUCUGAUCAAGUCAAGCUCACUACACAUUCCUUUCCAGACCCUGAAGUUUUAAACACUAUUCAACUGCUAAGUAUGGAACAUGAACUUUUAAAGAAGAAGUACCUUGAUGAGUCCUCUGAGCGGAAGCGACUUUACAAUGAAGUAAUCGAGCUUAAAGGCAACAUCAGGGUUUUCUGCAGAUGUAGACCUUUGAAUCCAAAUGAAAUUUCAACUGGAUCUAGUUCCGUUAUUGAAUUCGAAUCCUCCUUAGAUAAUGAGCUCCAGGUCAUUUGCUCUGAUUCCUCAAAAAAGCAGUUUAAGUUUGACCAUGUGUUCAGACCUGAGGACAACCAAGAGGCUGUUUUUGCUCAAACUAAACCCAUUGUGACUUCAGUAUUGGAUGGCUUUAAUGUCUGCAUUUUUGCCUAUGGACAAACUGGGACUGGUAAGACUUUUACAAUGGAGGGAACCCCUGAAAAUAGGGGUGUUAACUACAGGACUCUGGAGGAGUUGUUUCGGAUUUCAAAAGACAGAGGUGGUUUCAUGAGAUAUGAAUUAUGUGUUAGCAUGCUGGAGGUUUAUAAUGAGAAGAUAAGGGACCUCUUGGUCGAUAGCACCAAUCAACCAACAAAGAAGUUGGAAAUAAAGCAAGUUGCAGAGGGAACCAUAGAUGUUCCAGGACUUGUUGAAGCGUGUGUUUAUGGCUUUGAAGAGAUGUGGGAACUUUUGAAGUCUGGAAGCCGAGCUAGAUCUGUUGGAUCUACCAGUGCUAAUGAGCUGAGCAGCCGUUCUCACUGCUUGUUGCGAGUGACUGUUAAGGGGGAGAACUUGAUAAAUGGGCAGAGGACUAGGAGUCAACUUUGGCUAGUAGACUUGGCUGGUAGUGAGCGUGUGGGGAGGAUUGAUGUUGAAGGUGAAAGACUGAAGGAAUCUCAGUUUAUAAACAAAUCUCUCUCGGCCCUUGGUGAUGUUAUCUCAUCCCUUGCAUCUAAAACAGCCCACAUUCCUUAUAGGAAUUCGAAGCUGACUCAUAUGCUGCAGAGUUCUCUAGGAGGAGAUUGCAAAACCUUGAUGUUUGUCCAGAUCAGCCCAAGUGCCUCAGAUCUUGGAGAGACACUGUGUUCCUUGAAUUUUGCCAGCCGGGUCCGGGGAAUAGAGAGUGGCCCUGCUCGCAAACAGGCAGACCUCACUGAGCUAUUCAAGUACAAACAAAUGGCAGAAAAGGCUAAGCAAGAUGAGAAGGAAACAAAAAAACUACAGGAUGGCUUACAGUCUUUGCAGUUGAGGCUUGCUGCAAGAGAACACAUCUGCAGAAAUCUACAAGAAAAGGUUCGAGACCUUGAGAACCAAUUAGGAGAGGAAAGGAAGACAAGACUGAAACAGGAGACUAGAGCUUUUGCAGCUGCUUCUCAUCAGUCUUCAGCAUCAUCAUUUCGGAAACAAGCAGCCCAGAAGACUGCUGUAGAGAAGAAGCCACCGUUGGCUCCUUCAAAAUCGAGGCUACCUCUGCGAAGAAUUACCAACUUCAUGCCCCCAGCUUUACCACCCAAAAAACCCAGCUAUACAACUUCUGUUGUCCCAUCUUCAAUGGAUGGCAAAGAAAACAUUUCCACAACAUUGGCAGGAAGAAACCAAAAAAGCCUAAUUUUACCAAGACGAAUCUCCAUUGCUGUCAGACCUCCAACUACAACAACCUCGCAGAUUCUUCAGCCUAAGAGACGGGUCUCCAUUGCUACCUAUCGCCCUGAGCCAAACUCUCACAUGACGACGCCCCUCCAUACUUCUGCCUCCCGAUUUAACAAUGGCAGACAGUCAUUCAUGAGGGAUCCACGAAAGGCACGGUAUUCCAGGCUGUUCUCUCCAAUGCCUGAGUUGACAACAGAAGCUGAGACAACACCAGCUACCAUGAGGAGGAGCAGUAAGUUCAUGGGUAGUCCCCCGGCACAGCUUGGCUCAGCAAAGGAGAGGCAUCCAACAGCUGUUGCAUUACAGCGGAAACCAGUAAUUUGGAGUCCGCUCAAGUUGAGAGGCAUGAAAAAUAACAGAAGGCCAUCACUGUUACUGCCUUCCCGAGUUUCUUAUGAGAUGCAAUGAAUGAAGUAGUCACUGUCUAUAUUUUCAAACACCUUGGAACAGUAAAUCCUUUUUCUUUUCUUUUCUUUUUUUGGUAUUUACCUUUUAACUUCUGGGAGUUGCAAUUGUAUGCUUCUUGCUUACCACCAAUCAUUCAUAUUUUCCCUACAAAGUUUUCGAG